AUGGUUUUUCUCACGGCCAGCAAAAGAAUCACCAGUCUGAUUGGAUCUCCACUAUUGAGACUUGGCCUGGCAGCUCGCAAUAGCAAACUUUUCUCGCCGUUGGUUGGUGGAGAAGGCUCAUCAUCAUCCUCAUCAUCAUCAUCAUCAUCAUUGCAAUCAAUAAGUCUUCAACAAAAGCAGCUUGAUACGCCGUAUUUGGACAUGGCACUGCUCAUACCAUUUGCGCAAAAGCUAUUGAGUCUUGCUCUCUAUGAUGAAUCUCAAAAACGGGUAUCUCAGCAUUAUUCUUCGACAGGAAAAGAUGGAAGCAUCCUGAAAUCACUCUAUCAGGGACAACAAAAACAAUCGUCUCCCAGCGAUGGUGAUGCUUCAGUGGCCACCGCAACCAAGGAACUUUCGAAUUUGCGGGUACAAUCGUAUGAUCACGUCAUUCGCAAAAGUUUAUUGCCAAAGGAAACUCAUUCCAAUUUGCAAAGCUGGAUGGGGCAUCUCCGAAUACUGAAAUGGGCUCGAGCCGAAUUUCUCAUUAGCAAAUAUGGUCCGAUGGUCAAGGAAGCCAUGGAUGCUUACCCGCAACUACGAGGAUCGCCUCAAUUUCAAAGGAAUCCAAAUCAGAACUUUUUUCUUCAGUUGGCUCGAGGGCGCUUGGUCUUGCCAUUUUCACAAUCCACAUCAUCAUCAUCGUCUUCGCCGUCACAAGAAGACGAAGCCGACCACGCCAACAAGACUAGUAACUCAAUGAUGCUAUUGCCGACCACCGACACCGUUGUCAAGGCGUUCGAUAUGAAGGAUUGGGCCAUUCAAAAAGAUUCACAAGGCUUGCACGAAUCCACCAAUGUCAUUCUGGACAAGCUUUCGUCAUCAUCCCAAAUCAUUGACCAACAACAAGCCACCACCACCACUACCACCACCAAUAACAGUGAUGAUACUGCUGCCAGUAUGGAAGACAUUUCGACAGAAGAGUUGUUACAUUGCCUUUCGGGUGGUCAUGUCCAAUAUUGCGGUCCCUUGAAUGCCAUUUGCGAAGAAGCCAAUCUCUAUCAACUCUGGACCAAGGAAUACGUGCAACACUUGGGAGAUUAUCUCUUGCAGGAAUAUUCCUCCAAUACCGAUAAAACUACCAUUGUAGAUAUUGGAGCUGGAGAUGGUCUACUAAUUCGCUAUUUACAAGAAUACAUGGGAGGAAAGUUAAGGAAAGGAAAUCGUCGCAAGCACAAGAAUGCUAUUACAGGUGCCGCCUUGCCUAGAAUGGUCUCGACGGAUGAUGGAAGCUGGGGGAUCUUUGCCAAGGCCAAGGUGGAAAAGCUAAAUGUUGAAGAGGCAUUAGAGAAAUACGGAAAAUUAAGUCAAGAUGAACAUUUGGUGGUGCUAUGUAGUUGGAUGCCCCAGCAAGUCGAUUGGACCGCCCAAUUUCGUGAAUCCAAAGUGGACGAGUACAUUUUGAUCGGCGAGGCAGACGAUGGGUCUUGUGGUCAUGGUUGGGAUACCUGGGGAAAUUAUACAUUUGCUCCAUCAGAGUCCGAUAUACCACCAUUCCAGCAAGAUGGGUACCAACGGUGGGACAUGGAUUCUCUGAUACCCUUUCAAUUCUCCCGGUUUGAUUCUGCCAUUUCCCGCAGUAGCAAAACUGUCAGCUUUCGGAGAAAGCGCUCGAGCACAAAGAAACAAAAGCAAUAG
Cylindrotheca closterium is the source of this 1677-nucleotide messenger RNA. NCBI's taxonomy places the organism in Eukaryota, Bacillariophyta, Bacillariophyceae, Bacillariales, Bacillariaceae. The record is from the annotation of a GenBank genome assembly.